GCUGGGCGUUGAAAGAGCGGCGCUGAUUAGCGAAUAUGGAAUCGCCUGGAUGAAAGCCCACUUGUGAUUCGUCAUAAGUAGACCGAAGCCUCUGUGGGGUGGAACUGGCCGGACCAUGAGAUAUGGCUGGCACCGUGCUCGGGGUAGGGGCCGGCGUGUUCAUCUUAGCCCUGCUCUGGGUGUUGGUGCUGCUGCUGUGUGUGCUGCUAUCCAGAGCCUCCGGGCUAGCCAGGUUCUCUGUCGUUUUUGUGUUCCUCGGUGCUCUGAUCAUCACAUCAGUUCUGCUGCUCUUCCCUCGAGCCAGUGAAGUCCCAGCCCCAGAGGUCGAAAUGAAGAUUGUGGAUUCCUUUUUCAUUGGCCGCUAUGUCCUGCUGGCUUUCCUCACUGCUGUCUUCCUUGGAGGCCUCUUUUUGGUUCUCAUUCAUCAUAUCCUAGAGCCAGUCUAUGCCAAACCACUGCGGUCCUACUGAGCACUGUUCAGGAAAACCAAGACCCUGUUCUGUCCUUCACUUUUUAUGUCACUGGUGAGCAGAAAGUUAUUAUUCAGAGCCUUGUUUUGACAGCCCUUAUGCCUUAAGAUCAGAGAAAUAUCCAUUCAUGACUAGGACAAAAUCCCUUGAAUCUUGGCUUCCGGAAAUGGGGUUGCAAAAGUGGCCCUGCAGAGAUGAUUCUCACCAUCUUCAGAGGGAUGUUGCGGUCUUCUUUGCACUUGUUCCUCAGGUUUUCUAUCUGUUUUGAAAGGGAAAUAGUAACAGUGAUCUGCUUCCAGUAGAUUUUCAAUCAAGACAUCAGUAAGUGGAUUUUGGGAAAAGGAGCAAUUUGGAUUCUGCUGUCCAGGAGAUGGAAGAAUCUCAUCCUUUCGAUAAUACACAAGAUUCUUAGUUGCAAGGGUGGGAUCAUUAGGAAAGGAAAGGCACUCCAAGUUCAAAAGUUUAUUUUAUUGUGAUGAGUUGGAAGACUUACCCAGGUGUUAGUUGUUGACCAGUGUGUAUAUGGUGCCACAGAAUCUAUACAAGCAAUGGGUGUCCCUUCCCUCUGCUCUAAUAAAGCAAUAAACAACCCAAGGACUCACCUUCACUUCA
Messenger RNA from Callorhinus ursinus (northern fur seal), 1082 nucleotides. It is a transcript of the gene TMEM218, whose product is annotated as transmembrane protein 218. NCBI's taxonomy places the organism in Eukaryota, Metazoa, Chordata, Mammalia, Carnivora, Otariidae. The record is from RefSeq and is a predicted model, not a curated record.